Molecule: messenger RNA, 2166 nt
Organism: Chelmon rostratus (copperband butterflyfish)
Lineage: Eukaryota; Metazoa; Chordata; Actinopteri; Chaetodontiformes; Chaetodontidae
Gene: mvda
Product: mevalonate (diphospho) decarboxylase a
Exons: 10
Coding region: 115-1308 (397 amino acids)
Biological process (GO): isopentenyl diphosphate biosynthetic process, mevalonate pathway; isoprenoid biosynthetic process
Cellular component (GO): cytosol
Molecular function (GO): ATP binding; diphosphomevalonate decarboxylase activity
Source: RefSeq, a predicted model, not a curated record
CUAAACUGUGAGCAUUGAACUCAAGAAGAGCCUAGCACAUCAUAUUUCAGAUCAUCCCGGUAAUUUCAUCAAUACAAACAUUGGUUUCCGAGUACAGCAAAGUCUGAGGGUAGUAUGGAGAAGCCAAACAUAGUUACAUGCACCGCUCCUGUGAACAUAGCUGUCAUUAAAUACUGGGGCAAGAGAAAUGAAGAAUUAAUUCUACCCAUUAACUCAUCUUUGAGCGUCACGUUGCACCAAGACCAGCUGAAAACAACCACAACAGUUUCAACCAGCAGAUCAUUUCAGGAAGAUCGAAUAUGGCUCAAUGGCAAAGAGGAGGACAUAACUCAUCCAAGACUGCAGUCCUGUCUGAGAGAGAUUCGACGAUUAGCAAGGAAGAGACGAAAUGACGGGGACCUCGCUUUGGAUUCGACUAGUUUGUCUCACAAAGUCCACAUCUGCUCUGUUAACAACUUCCCCACCGCUGCCGGUCUUGCCUCCUCAGCUGCUGGAUUCGCUUGUCUAGUUUACACUCUGGCCCGGGUGUUCGGUGUGGAGGGGGAGUUGUCCAGCAUUGCUCGGCAGGGCUCAGGCAGUGCAUGCCGGAGUAUGUAUGGAGGGUUCGUUCAGUGGAUCAUGGGACAGAACGACGAUGGCAAGGACAGUCUGGCCCAGCAGGUGGAGCCAGAGACUCACUGGCCUGAGCUCAGAAUCCUUGUGCUUGUGGCCAGUGCAGAGAGGAAGCCAGUGGGCAGCACCUCUGGGAUGCAAACCAGUGUACAAACAAGCCGUCUGUUAAAGCACAGGGCUGAGUCUGUCGUCCCAGGACGGAUGAUAGAGAUGAUUGAAGCAAUCCGAAGAAAGGACUUUGCUGCAUUUGCUGAACUAACCAUGAAGGACAGCAACCAGUUCCAUGCCACCUGCCUUGACACUUACCCUCCGAUCUUCUACCUCAACAGUGUGUCUCAACAGGUUAUCAAUUUGGUGCAUCGGUAUAACAGACACUACAGGGAGACAAGGGUCACGUACACGUUUGAUGCAGGACCCAACGCAGUGAUCUUCACUCUACAGCAGCAUGUUCCUGAGUUUGUUAGGGUGGUUCAACAUUUCUUCCCCCCAGAGACCAACGGAGGACAGUUCAUUAAGGGUCUUCCAGUCAACAGUGCGACUCUUUCUGAGGAACUGAAACAGGCUAUUGGUCUAGAGUCCAUACCAAAGGGAAUAAGCUAUAUAAUUAGUACCAAGGCUGGACCAGGACCUCGUGUUGUAGAGGAUCCCGCUCAGCAUCUGCUUGGAUCUGAUGGCUUGCCCAAGAAAACCAUGUGAUGCCCCGCAGCCCUGAGCGGAUGAAGUUCCACCACUGAGCAAUAAUAAAGCCAAGAUGAAGCAGAGAUGAAAAUAGCAUUAAUCAUAUGUGACUACGUUUCUACAAAUCACAUCAACAACAGGCACCUUCCUCACCACCAUGGAUGCUUACAUGUCUUCCUUUACUUAUCAAAUAUUACUGGCGUGUCUCUUAUCUCUUUAUCACUCAUGAUUCUUGUAUGUUCUUGUAUAGCUCUCUACAAGUCUCAGUAUCUGCAGGUAGAUACUGUUUUAGAGGUAUUUGAACAGUUAGGUUUGCUCAAGAGUACUGCCAGCAUGCUGUGGAGCAGUGCACUGAAACAUAAAUACAGUACACCUCUGCAGCUGACCUUGUGCUCUAUGACCUAUGGGAGCUUGACCUAUGAGACUUUGAAUUAAAAUAUGUAUCCAUGAAUUUAAGGAGGAAGGAGUUAAGAAUUAUGGUCACUUGAAUGUUUUCAUUUUCAUCUUGUGAAAGCAUCAUUUCAGACCUGCAGUACAUACUUUAUUUAUGUCAGUUUUAUCCUGUGACAGUAAAUAAAAUGUAUAUUUUAGUCAGUAUAAUUGUUUCUUGUUUUGACUUUUGCCUUUUCCAGGCUUGAGUUUGCUUCUGUGUGUUUAUAACAUGCAGCAUAGCAAGCACAAAAAAUGUGCUGUAACAAAUCACCCGUAGCUAUAAAAAACAUUAAACAAAGCAAAAAAAAAAUCAGGUCAGGUUAUCGAGUUUGGUUCGUAGACUUCAUACAGACUGACGAACAACAAUUACCAAGAAUUGCUGAAGAACCUGUUUUACAGUGCCUGUCAUGUGCGUUUGAUUGGUCUGCCCCUCCGCUCCCAUUG